This is a messenger RNA of Bicyclus anynana (squinting bush brown), 1438 nucleotides long. Its product is annotated as valacyclovir hydrolase. Bases 82 to 930 code for a protein of 282 amino acids. NCBI's taxonomy places the organism in Eukaryota, Metazoa, Arthropoda, Insecta, Lepidoptera, Nymphalidae. The transcript is spliced from 5 exons. The record is from RefSeq and is a predicted model, not a curated record.
GCGUUGGCGUUUAAUACCUCAUCGCUGUGGCGAAGUGUUGCCCAUACCUUAUAAGUUGAUAAUUUGCACUUGCCGCGUAAAAUGUUUGUGCGAAAAUUUUUUAUCCAAAAAAUACGAAACGUGAAUGGUGCACGAUUAUUUUUUUCGAGUGACGUGAAGGAGAAAAAGGUGAAAAUCGGCAAACAUGACAUCAAUUACAUAAAAGUGGGCCACGGACCCCAUGCUUGUAUCCUCACGCCGGGGGGCCUGGGCACGAUCUGGACCAGCUACAAGGAGCAGAUCGAGGGGUUCGACCGGAACAAGUUCACGCUGGUGGUGUUCGACCCCCCGGGCUUCGGAAAGAGUUAUCCACCGGCGAGAGAAUUCACUAUGGACAGUUACGGGAACGAUGCCGAUACUGGUUACCAACUAAUGAAGAUAUUAGAUAUUCCAAAAUUCUCAGUGCUGGGCUGGAGCGCCGGCGGUUCUGCCAGUUUGGUCCUCGCUGCCAAGUACCCGGAUGCUGUCAGGAAACUGGUGGUGUGGGGCGCCAACUCCUACAUCCUGGACAGCGAGAUAGCCGCCUACAGAAGUAUUAAAGACGUAAAUACAUGGGCGAAACACUUGAGAGAUCCAAUGAUAGAAGUGUACGGUAAAGAAAGAUUCGCCGAGUACUGGGCGAAGUGGGUAGACACUAUGUCGGCGGCCCUCGAGCAGAGCAUGAUGGACAUCUGUAUGCAGUAUCUGAAGGAUAUACAAUGUCCCACUUUGGUCCUCCACGGGGAAAAAGACCCGCUUGUAAAUGCGGUUCAUGCCCCCUUUAUUGUUAAGAAUGUAAAAAAUUCUAUAUUACAUUUAUACCCGGAGGGCAAACAUGAUAUACACAUCCGUUACGCAGAGGAAUUCAACCGGAGAGUGCAAGACUUUUUGCUGGAACCUGCUGAGAAAUGACAAAUGUAUCUCGUUCUCAACAACGUGAUCAUUUGUAUAGCCUGGGCCGACGCUCACUUGCCGAGGCGCGGCGAAGGCGUUUGUUACUGUCAAACAAGCAACAUUUCUGAAUGGUACUGGCUAAUUUUGCUGGUAUAAUUACAGAGACCUGCGACAUGUCCAGUGGCGUAGCAAGGGGGGGUCAUUUCCCCUUUUAAGACCGGGUGGCAAACAUCCACGUUACGUCACUGGACUUGACCUAUACCGCAAGUUGACGAGCACUAACAGUGCUUAUAACGUUUUCCUAAUCUACGUGUUUUUCUAUAGGGGAUGGUUUUCUAUUAAACAUCAGGAGGACCAUUGCGAACUAAACUUUGACUACACUAAAUUCGAAAAUUAAUUAUAAACUUAUCCCCAAGAUACGACGAAAGCAUAAGUGUUUAAUUAAUUUUAGACUUUUAUUUCAAAAAUGUCAAUAUGUUUGAUAGUUACAAACGCGCUUUACUAAAAUAAACUUAUUUAAAAUAAA